CCCAGCGGAAGCUGCCCGGCUCCGCGUCGCCGUGGCAACGCUUACGGCUAUUUCCGGAGGCGGUGACCGCGGUGGGCGGGGCUAGGCCGGAGCUGCAGGAACACCUUUUGGAAACCCCAGCGCCUUUGGCAGACCCUUUGGCAGCCGGGAGCUGGAAACAGCGGAACGAAAGGCAGGCGUUCCUCGGUUGCUGGGGCGGAAAGGACCCACUCUGUCCGUCCUUUCAAGUUUCCCCCUGGGCUGAGACUAAGGCGUGCGGCAAAUUCAGAUUCUCCGGCACCGUAGUGGUCGUCGCUGACCCGAGUUAGAGGCCAACAGAGAAAUCUUCGUGCCUCAGAUUUGUUCACCAACAGAAUGCUUCGAUACCCAUAUUUUUGUAGAACCUAUAAAGAAUUUCUUUCAUGCUGGUUGGAAUCUGGGAUGUUUAAUUUAGGUGUCUGGCCAAAAAAGAUACAUGCUACAGCAGAAAGAUAUGAUGAAUAUGAAGCCCACGAGCAAACAGAUCAAACUGGAGCUCAGGAGUUUCACAGAUCUCAAGAUGCUGAAGCGAUGACUAAAUUACAUAUUCCAGUAAUGGUGGAUGAAGUUGUUCGUUGUUUGGCACCACAAAAAGGGCAGAUUUUUCUAGAUAUGACAUUUGGUUCAGGAGGACACACAAGAGCCAUUCUACAGAAGGAGUCAGAUAUUACUCUUUAUGCCUUAGACAGAGAUCCAACUGCUUAUGCAAUGGCUGAACAGCUUUCAGAAUUGUAUCCUAAACAGAUCCGGGCUCUGCUAGGUCAGUUCAGCCAGGCAGAAGCGUUAUUAAUGAGAGCUGGAGUACAGCCAGGGACUUUGGAUGGAGUUCUUUUGGAUCUUGGAUGUUCCUCCAUGCAACUUGAUGCUGCUGAAAGAGGUUUUUCCCUUCGGAAAGAUGGCCCCUUGGACAUGAGAAUGGAUGGUGGCAGGUACCCAGACAUGCCCACUGCAGCUGAUGUUGUGAACGCGUUAGACCAACAGUCACUUGCAUCCAUCCUGAGAACAUACGGGGAGGAGAAGCAUGCCAAGAAAAUAGCUUCAGCAGUCGUUCACGCACGCAGCGUCUACCCCAUCACCAGAACCCAGCAGCUUGCUAGCAUCGUUGCAGGUGCAUUUCCUCCUUCUGCUAUUUAUGCCCGAAAAGACUUGCUACAACGAUCUACCCAUAUUGCUACCAAGACUUUCCAAGCUAUUCGCAUAUUUGUGAACAAUGAACUCAAUGAACUUUACACAGGACUGAAGACAGCUCAGAAGUUUCUGAGACCUGGUGGUCGCCUUGUUGCCCUCUCUUUCCAUUCACUGGAGGAUCGCAUUGUCAAACGAUUCUUGCUUGGGAUAAGCAUGACAGAAAAGUUUAACCUAAGUGUUAGACAGAAGGUGAAACAAACAUCACAGUUGAGUUCAGAUCAUGAAAACAAGGAAGGAGAUUCUACAGGAAGGGCCCCUUUAAUGUGGGAAUUGAUACACAAGAAGGUACUUACUCCAGAAGAACAGGAUGUACAGGAAAACCCCAGAGGGCGCUCAGCCAAGCUUAGAGCAGCUAUCAAAUUAUGAGAAAGUCAUUAUCAUCUGAUCCUUCAAGUUUUCCCUCACAGUUUCUCUUAGUUUUUUCUUAUGAUAUUCCUGGACAGCUUAAUACAAGGAAGUAUGGAAUACAUAUAGGAGAGAGAUGUACUACAUAGGUGUGGAAAUUGAGGAUAUUUAGCUUUUUUUUCUCUCCAUUAGAAAAUGUAGGAAAUACUAGCAUGACACAGAAAGUUCAACUUAGGGAGCAACAGCAUCUCAAAACUGGAUUAAUGUGUUGAUUUUAGCAUUAUGUUUGACUUUUGAAGUGCAGUCCUUUCUCUAACCAGGAAAUUAAAAAAAGAAUACUAGGUAUAUUUAUCUAAAUAUGUAAACUUAAGCUGUCAAAAGAGAGAGAUUAUAAUUACAUGUACAUGCCCUAGAUUCUGAAUUUACCGGUAGAUAUCAGAUUUGCAACAGACUUUCUGUGGCUCAAAUACUUAAUAAUGAUCAUGGAAUGAAUUUUAAUUUCCCUAAUUGGCAAUAAUUGAUAUCAAUAUCACUGUAACUUCCUCAAAUGUAAGCAUUAUGUAUUUUUAACUUUUCAAGUAUUAUUUUUAUAGUAUUCAUUGUUUUAAAGGGAUUUUUCCUUGUUUUAUGUAUUGCAAAGUAAAAAUGUAGAAUUGCUGUUACAGCAAUUAAUAAAUUUUAUAAAACUUA
Messenger RNA from Rhinolophus ferrumequinum (greater horseshoe bat), 2241 nucleotides. RefSeq names its product methyltransferase like 15 (gene METTL15). The coding region runs from base 355 to 1572 and encodes 405 amino acids. The transcript is spliced from 7 exons. The record is from RefSeq and is a predicted model, not a curated record. NCBI's taxonomy places the organism in Eukaryota, Metazoa, Chordata, Mammalia, Chiroptera, Rhinolophidae. Gene Ontology annotation, biological process: rRNA base methylation. Gene Ontology annotation, molecular function: rRNA (cytosine-N4-)-methyltransferase activity.